Chrysoperla carnea is the source of this 1233-nucleotide messenger RNA. RefSeq lists its product as uncharacterized. The record is from RefSeq and is a predicted model, not a curated record. Lineage: Eukaryota; Metazoa; Arthropoda; Insecta; Neuroptera; Chrysopidae. The transcript has 6 exons. Bases 1 to 1233 code for a protein of 410 amino acids.
AUGGCUCUGCAAAUUUGUCAAUUUGAAAUAUUAAUAAUAUUUGCAUUGCUUUUUCCUGUUUUUAUGGUGGCAUUUCUGGAGGAUGAGAUUUGUACAAAUGAUAUUUGCUCAAGUGUUGAUAUUAAUUUUACGAGAACCGAUGGAUCCGAUGGAAGAGGAGGAAUGGGAACAGGAGGAGGAACAGGAAAUGGAACAGGAGAGGUAGCGAACGGUUUUUCCUGUGAUCCAUUAAUAUGUCGUGGUGAAGGUGAAUGUUACGCUAAAAAUCGUGAGGUAAUCUGUAAAUGUCUUGAGCAAUAUUUUAUUGGAUCUUAUUGUAAUGUUGAAACUGAUCAUUGUAAAUAUACGGGUGUGUUUGAACCUUGUGAUCCAUUUGGCACAGAACAAUGUAUUCCUUACUUUGGUGGUAGAAACUGUGUUUGCCGAAAGGGUUAUUAUGGUACCGAUUGUCAUAAAAAAGCUAAAGCUCCAUUUGAUGAAUUGGUUUUACGAUCAGCGCCAUCUCCAAUGGUAUAUUUUUUACACGAAAAUGUCGAAGGUGGAAGUUAUGAAAUGUACAUCACCGUUGAAAACGUAUCUGAUACGCAUGGAUUAACUCUAUCUAUUUCUGGAAGAGGUUAUCGUGAAUUUGACAUUAUAGAUUUGAAACGAAAUUACAAAUUAUCUAAAUUUAUGGGAUUGCCUAAUGUUCCAAAUAAAAUACGUCAAAAUUAUUAUGUCAUAGUUUCCCAUCAAUUUCAAAACCCUGGAUUAUUUAUGGUAAAAUUGGAAUUGCACAAUUCAAAAGGUCUCUUCAGUUGGACAACAACGCAUUAUUUUCCAGGAAGAACAUUAAAAAAAACCUUACAAUACGGCCAUUGUCCACCGAAAAUCAUAUUGACUGGUACAGGCGGCGUCUGCUAUCCAAAUAAAAGAACUGAUGAAUAUUUGCCAGUGCUGACAGAAAAUAUAAAAUAUAUGUUUUACUUUAAUUUAAUACCUUGUUUGGAUGAACACGAAGAAACUAAAUUGAAUUAUUUUGUAACUGAUUUAUUUGAUGCGUCAUUGGUUAUCCGAGCUGAAGGGAAACGUGGAACUUCAUAUGCCCAGUGUUUUGUUCGUUUUCAACCAAAAAGACCUAAUGAACCAUAUUCUGAAGUUGUACGUGGAAAAAGUACACGAGAUGAUAUGCUUCGUAAGGAGGAAUAUGAUCCAGAUGAUCCUGAUUAUGAAAAAGAAGAUGUAGAUGAUUAA